This is a messenger RNA of Plenodomus lingam JN3, 1020 nucleotides long. The record is from RefSeq and is a predicted model, not a curated record. Lineage: Eukaryota; Fungi; Ascomycota; Dothideomycetes; Pleosporales; Leptosphaeriaceae.
AUGGCCCCCCAGAUUCCACCCCUCGACGAGCAAGAAUUCGACCAGCCAGCCCUCAUUGCUGGCCUGCCAGGGCAGAAUCUCAAUGUCGGCAACAACCUCUUCUGGUACUUUACCUCGUCGCCAUGGUUCGAGCCGCAAUCCAUCAACAUCUCUGUAUUCCAAAACGUGCAGCUGUCCCCCGAUGGCCAGCAAAUCAUGAAUGACCGGGCCCUCUGGGAGGAACGACUACGCGCUGUGGAAGCAGGCACACAAUUCAUCGUCACGGCGGAACCGCAGGGCGAGGGCCAGCCGUGGGUGCUGCAGCGCCAAAACAAACGACACAACCACGAGACGGGCCGUCCUGCUGGAUGUGAUGCAGAGUCGCAUGCUCACCAUCUCGACGCGCAUGCAGCAAAUGGCCGAUCUGGCAAGCAACAUGACACACUGGACCCCAGCCACAGGCUACUCCUACUAACCGCCCUUCCACCAAAGCUGCCAAGUCAAACCGCCGCCCCAACCAGUCGGAUUGGCAGUCCGAGCCUCGCGCCCACAGACCCAGACGCAGCCUUGUCCCAGACCGCACCCACCAGCGUGCCACCCGCCGCGGACCCCGUAGCCUCGACCGUCGAAUUCUCAGACGCCCUCUUCAUGCAAUCGCUGCACCUCACAGACAAAUACGGGGACGAGUUCAUGGACGAAAACCCACUCAAGGGCGAACCAGGCGCGUUUGUCUUUGAAAACACAAAGACGGCCGUCGACGCACGCAACAAGGCCCAGGAACAAGCUGCCCAGGCUUCUCACACCGCAGCGCCCGCUGCUACCACUGCUGCUACCACUGCGACUGCAAGACCAGAUACCCGCCCACCCAGUAUCGCGCCCCCGUCAACGGCACCCACACCCGCCGUCAUAGGCACACCCGCCGCCACCGAAGCCCACAGCCGCAAGGGCAGCGUCGCCCCCGCCCCCGCCAGGAAGAAGGACAAGAGCCGGCGCAAGAGCCAGACGGGGCUUGCGAGUCCCACUACACCAAAGGCGUUGUGA